GUAGAUAAUCUUUUCAAAACAUUAGCGCUAAUCUCUAAUGUUAUUUCUAAAGAGCCCCUAAUAUUCCGUUCUUUAAAGGUGAAAGGCAAGUAGAAUUAAAAACAGGAAAGUGUUAUUUAGGUAAAUUUUUUGUGGCUGCUAUAAAUUUACCACAUACGGCCAGUACUUCUCCACAGUAAAAAAAAUGGCAACAAUUAAACUAUUGCCUUAUUUUUAUCUUGUCAUCAUCUUCUUCCUCCCCCAUUCAUUCAUGUCCCUUGCGGUAAAUUCUGUUACUUCAAUGAUUUCAAAUUCACAAUCUCCGGCGACGGAGCGUGACGUCUUAUUGCAAGUGAAAUCGCAGUUUGGAAACCCGCCGUCACUUGGAGGGUGGAGCGAGAAUACCUCCUCCGCCUCUUCUCCGUGCAGCUGGCCGGGGAUAACCUGCUCCGGCGACGGGUCGGUCACCGGAAUAUCCCUCUACAACUUCAACAUUACCUCCGAAAUUCCGAGUGAAAUCUGCGAUCUUAGGAACCUCACCACGCUCGAUCUUUCCGACAAUUACAUUCCCGGCGAAUUCCCGACGUUCCUGUUCAAUUGUUCGAAGCUACAGUACCUGGACCUCUCUUCCAACUACUUCGUGGGCCCAAUUCCUACCGACAUCGAUCGGCUCCGGCUUCUCCGGUACCUGAACCUCGGCGCAAACAAUUUCACCGGCGACAUCCCGCGCGCCGUCGGGAACUUGUCGGAGCUGCGGGAUCUGAAGCUGUCUGCCAAUCUGUUCAACGGCACCUUCCCAGUAGAAAUCGGAAAUCUGUCAAAUCUCGAAACCCUAGAAAUGGCGUACAACUACUUCUCGCCGUCCCGGAUCCCGGAGGAGUUCGGUAACCUGAAGAAGCUCAAUUUCAGCUGGUGGGCGUCGACGAAUUUGAUCGGAGAAAUUCCCAAAAGCUUCGAGAAUUUGUGGAACAUGGAGCAAUUGGAUUUGGCCAUGAACCAUUUAGAUGGUGAAAUCCCUCGAGGAUUGUUUCUGCUCCCAAAACUCAAGAACCUAUAUUUGUAUAAUAACCAGCUUUCCUGUUCAAUUCCAUCCGAUUUCGCCGAGAAUUCUACACUGGUCGAGGUGGAUUUUUCCGGCAACAAGUUGACCGGAGAGAUCCCGGGCGGGUUCGGAGAGUUGCAGAGACUGGAGGUUUUAGCCCUCUUUUGGAACCGGUUAUCGGGUGAAAUUCCACCCGGAAUAGGCCGAAUCCCAUCUCUGAAACAAUUCAAAGUUUUCACUAAUAAUCUGAGUGGGAUUUUGCCACCUGAGAUGGGGCUUCAUUCCAAACUCGAAGGAAUGGAAGUCAGUGAUAAUAGACUCGCCGGAACAUUGCCGGAAAAUUUAUGCGCCGGCAAUGCCCUGCGCGGCUUAGUAGUGUUUAAUAACAACUUAACGGGAGAAAUCCCACGAUCGCUUGAGAACUGUGACACCUUGGAAACUAUUCAGCUUUAUAAUAACCAUAUGACAGGGAAGGUUCAGCCAUGGCUAUGGACACUGAAGAGCAUGGCGAGGGUGUUGAUCAGCAACAACUCAUUCUCCGGCGAGUUUCCCGGUAAGAUGGCCGGGAAUUUGACCCGGUUAGAGAUCGACAACAACCGGUUUUCGGGGGAAAUCCCGACCCGCGGAGUUUCAUCAUCACUGGGUAGCAUUGUCGUGCUCCACGCCAGUAACAAUCUGAUCUCCGGUCGGAUCCCGGAAGAGUUCACUGCCCUCUCUAAGCUCACCGAGCUGAAGCUCGACGGAAACUCGCUUUCCGGCGAACUCCCAGACAAGAUCUUGUCCUGGAAACGGUUGACUGUGUUAAACAUUGCAAGAAACAAUGUUUCUGGGGAAAUCCCAAAAGCCCUUUCAUUACUGUCCAACCUUCUUGUUCUUGACAUGUCACAAAACCAGCUCUCUGGGGCCAUUCCACUUGAAUUAGGACAUCUGAGGUUCACUGACCUUAAUCUCUCCUCCAACAGGCUCUCUGGGGAAAUCCCACCUCAGUUUGACAAUGUGGCAUUUGAGAACAGUUUCUUGAACAAUCCCGAUCUCUGCGGCGACACCUUGAAGCUCCUCCAAUGUCGUGUCCCGAAACACCAUCGCGUUCAGCGAUGGGUUGUCGUGGUGGUUCCGGUCGCUUCUUUCGUUGUUUUCGCCAUUGUUGUUGCACUGGUCAUGGUUAAGGUUAGAGGGUGCAAGGAGAGGGAGAAGAACAACAGUGAUGUCAUGGAAGUGAAGCUCUUUGCAUGAGCUAUACAGUAACAGCAAUGUGGAUGUCUCAAUUAAAGAUUAGUUUUUCCCCAUGAUCUAGGGAAACCAUCAUUCUUGAUUUUUAUGUUGAUCAUAUAAAGUGGGGAAUUGUAU
Molecule: messenger RNA, 2368 nt
Organism: Cuscuta campestris
Lineage: Eukaryota; Viridiplantae; Streptophyta; Magnoliopsida; Solanales; Convolvulaceae
Source: the annotation of a GenBank genome assembly